Molecule: messenger RNA, 9979 nt
Organism: Hyalella azteca
Lineage: Eukaryota; Metazoa; Arthropoda; Malacostraca; Amphipoda; Hyalellidae
Product: ankyrin repeat and BTB/POZ domain-containing protein 2
Exons: 17
Coding region: 858-7508 (2216 amino acids)
Molecular function (GO): protein heterodimerization activity
Source: RefSeq, a predicted model, not a curated record
AUAACCAUCUACUAAUUAAGUGAUUGAAAAACAUUAACAGUGAUAAUUUGUAUCUACAAGAAAGUGGCGGUAUCUUAUAUUAUUUUGAAAUAAGUAGUCGAUUCCGAAUCUUCCUCAGUCUGACGCCUGAUGAAGUGUUGGUGUAUCAAUUUGAAACGCUCUUUGUAAAAUUAUUUCAGGAUUAUUAGUUCUGGAAUUUCAAUUAACAUGUGAUUAAAUUUAUGCCCAUUCCUAGGUAGCUCACAGAUACGGUAAGAGAAAUUUUCUAUUCCUCAGACCUUUUGUGAUAAGUGAUUUGCUUCGAGAAAGUUGAGCGCCGAUUCGGCAUUGGUAAUGCUGGUGGCAUUCUGUUUUGGUGAUGUGCAUGUGUGCCGCAGUUUUAUUCAUGUCAUGAGGGUUAGUAUUGCAGUAAAAGAACGUGCAAGCGUGUUACUCAGGCGUUCAUCCAGAGGACUUCUUGAGUGUAAACUUUUAGGUGAGAAGAUCUAAAUUACCAUCUGCAGCACCUAAUAAAUAGCGAGCACAAGUCUAGGCAGAAGCAGACUCGCCCAUACGUGCCAGAGAAUGUGCCUUAACGGUGCCGCUAAGCUGAUGUUACUCGAGAUAAACUGCUUUCCGGAAUGUAUGACUGCGUCUCAUUCAUGAUCCUCAUUGACAUAACUGAAUUAGAAAACUAAGUGCCAAUUGUGAGAGUUACUGUCCGUUUUUGUGUCGAGCAACAACGGAGAAGAUAGGCACAUUUGAAAAGCAGUUGGUCACGAACCUUGUCUAUUCAAAAAAGUAUCAGGCUUUGGCAACGCUCUGGCCUCUAAUGCAAAAACAAAAGUAGUGAAACAGCGCAGCUGUUGCAAACAAAUAUGCAUACUGCAGUUGCUUACGAUGUUCCCCAGAACAAGUACGGGGCACAGACCAACCCUUACUUGGGAGCAGGAGGCGAAUCUGCAUACUCAGCCACUCCCACCAUCGGGGCUCCCGCUAAGGUAGCUUGCCCUCCUUCUGGGUCCAAUUUGCAAACCCUGCGCAAAUUUCCAAAUGUUCAGAGCUUACAAAAUUUAAAUUUGUCCAAUAUCAAUAACGAUUCUCCCCGUGCAUCUUACUCUUCUUCGUCGUCAUCUACUACUUCUUCGUCGUCAACGUUGAUAAUUCCAGAAAUAUUUAAACAGGAUGCUGCAAAUCCACCCCCUCCUCUUCCUCAAUCUCCUCCGCCAAAACAGAGCGACACCGGAGCUCUGCAGCCUCUCGCCUAUACUCAGAAGCCUUACGGAGGCUAUCCACCACACCCACAUACUUACCAACAGCUGCCUCCGUCUGCUCUUUCAGCACCACCGAAGUACAGCAAUGGUAAUUUUUACUAUCAUGCCUCUUUAAACUCAAGCGCAGAUUCGUCAUGCUCUUCACCAUCUCAGAAAACGUUUCCUUCAGAUAAUCAAAACUUUUUUCCGCACAAAGAAAUGUGCAGCAGAAAUAUUUCUCCUUGUAAUUUCCAGAGAUUUCCGCCUCCUUACUCUCAUGCGGCAUCCCAGUCUUUUACGAGCGCGAGCCAGUCAAGUAUUAAUUCUUCCCAAACAAAUCCAGCUAACGUCUUGAAUUUAGUAGCCUCUCCUCCGUGCUACGGCAACAUGAAUCGCAAUUAUUCUUUGAGCUCCUCGACGAAUAAUGCAGAUUCAGUGCAUCAUCGAUCAACUUACACUCCACCCGGACCAUGCAACUAUCCCGGCGCACCCGAUGAGAGACGUCUGUCUGAUCCUAACUCGAAGAGAUCGUUCGAACCUUCUCCAGCUCACCAGCCAAUGAACGCCAACACCCGUCCUCUAAAUAUCGCUGUGAGAACCACGUCAGAACGACCGGGUGAUCAGAGGCUACCGGCGGAAACCAGCAACAUGAACAACAAUAAUAAGAAAGCGUCGCCACAAGUUGCACCUCAAAACAAGCACCAAUCCAUCCAACAGAACCAGACGCAGCAAGUUCUUAAGAAGAAACAAAGUCAAGAAUAUCUUGAGAAUGACGACAAGAAGUUGGAUCCACAAAAUCUACCUCCAGCAGUUCCUCCUCAUCAAACUAGUACAACGAAGAACUUGAAUUGUGCAAACAAUAAUAAUAACUUGCACAACAAUAUCCUUACUACGAGUAGCAACCAGAUUUCUCCAAAUAACAACAAUAGUAGCAGCAACGUUCCACUAACGGCAAUCAAGAACAGCAACGUCAAGUGCAGCUCAAACAACCUGAAACAAGCAAGGGAUGUGGUACAACCAGCCUCGCUCAACUCUCCAGCUAAACAACAGAAUAAGCCACAAAUGCAAUCUAUUGUGGCUUCAUCACAACAGCUGCAUAGUCAGAAAUCGCAGCAACAACAGAUGCAACCUCUGCAUUCUUCACCACAACAUCUGCAACAGCAGAUUUUGAAGACUCAUCGGCAAGGAUUCACUCAGGAUUCAUCAUCGGCAUCUGUGAGCAAAUCCCCACCACUCCAUGACACUAACCAGAGUUUAAGUUCACGUGACAAUGGGGUUGCGGCUAGGGAUCGAGCGACUACAGGAUACACAAGGCAAGACUUCUUCUCACACAAACCUCAUAACUAUAAAAACUCAAAUCAAGACUUUAAGACAUCUUCCGAUUACCCAAAUAAAUCGGUUGACUAUAUCGACGCUGAAAGCUAUUCCGCUAAAAAACCUAGUUACCUCAAUAAACCUCACGAUUACCAAAGUAAGUCUCAGGAGUACCUCAACAAGCCUGAACUACCUCCAUCUCCGUGCAAGUCAUCCCAGGAAUAUCACGGACAGGUGUCAGAGCAUCCAGGCAAACCUUACUCAUACAAGUCUCACAUUCCUCGCAGUAGUGAAGCGCCGAACUGUAAUAUUAAACUUCUCGGUUCUUCUGCAACGCCGCUUGGAACGACUGGACCGACAAAUGCUCAUCGGGAGAGAAUUGCUUCGCCACAACGAGUGACUUCUCCAUCUGGAAAGCAGUAUGAUCUACCGCGACUCCAAACUCCUCCUGUCAAGAUGACUGAUUCACGGAUGGAGUAUCAAUGUAAAACCGAUGCUCCUGUUUCCACGAAUGUCAACAGCAAGAGAGAAAAUGGUCAAGUGUUACCCCAUUGUUCUGAUCCGUCGGCGCUCUACGUUCAACAAUAUCCCGAGAGAGAUAAUACUAAAUCUCAAGCCCCUGUGUGGGAAGCAGGGUAUCUAUUGGAAAAAUACUCCGGAGGCCCAUAUUCUCCACUGCCUCCAAUUCACCCUGCGGCUCGAUCAGAAAAAGCCGUGGAUGACCAAGAGUUGAAUGAUUUCAGACUAGGUGGUAACAGUGGUUCGGGAAGCAAAGAUGUUUUAGAUUUAAAGUGCGAAGCAGAAAAAGAGGGCUUGGAAAUUAGGUUAAAGGCAAGUCAUGCCAAAAGGGUUGACGGAGGUGGCGACCAGCCUAGCAUUCCUGCGAACAAAAGCGUUGCCAAACUCUCAGCCCUCUCAUCUGUCUCAGACCAGAUCGAAGUUUAUAACCCAGGGACCACUCAACACUCUCAUGAUUCUCCAGCUCAGUGUCAAAGCCACGGCAGUUCCAUGAGUCCUGAGACGACAGAUUGCGGGUCCCUGAGCAAAAGCAGUUCUGAUGGUGACCACAACAUAAUGAACCGCAAAAGACCACCCACAAAACUCAAGUCGAAGAGAAGAAACCUUCUCUCAUUUCCCCAUCACCUCUCUGUGGAUGAAGUACGACUAAUUCAGUGUCGGGACGAUAGUUACGGAGGCGGCGGAGGUUCAUCGUCCGACGACAACCGCUCGUCGGGCCACGCCAGUAUGUCGGACGGACACACUUCUUCGUCACCGCCUGUGGACACUCUGCCUCGUCAUCAUGAGCAUCCCAUGCGAUCUACUCUCAAGUCGGUACCGGAAGACGAGCGCCUGUCUGCGGGCGUGAUGGCAGGCGGAGUGAGCCGCCCCACGGCGCCAGGCAGGCGAGGACAUCUGCCCCUGAAGGCGGCGCGCUUCAGACCAGGCGCAGGCCCCGGGCUGCUGGCGAAGGAUGACCUUUCUCUGACGCUAGAGAGUGCCACGGGUCUCGAGGACAUAAGACUAGCUAUCGAGCAGCUUACGAUUCGGUCUCAAGGUUCGAGGACGAGCUACUCCACUUCGACAUACUCCUCCAUGUCUGGCUCUGAAGGGGAGAGCAAUCGACGACUUGUACGACACUCGUCUCUGGAAACCAUCAACACAAACGUCACUGCAGCCGAUGAAUUUGUUUGGGUCGACUCGCAUGAUCGUUUGGUCGAGCUACAACAGCUGCCUUGGAGCAACCACGACGUACUGAGAGUGAUCCAGCAGGGGCGUGUACGAGAGCAACUUGACAGAGUUUCAAUCGAAGCUGUGCCCAGGUUAUCGUACCUUCUUCAACGCGCACUUGUCAGAGUGGCGAGGGAAGCUCAGCGACUGACUAAACCUUUAGCCAUGUGCAGCAAGCAAGAAAUUUCUUCUGCUUUCAAAAUUGUUCUGUCGCCUGCACUGGCAGAUUCAUGCAUCAAGUCGUGCCUACGAGCGGGCGCCAUGUACACGGUGUCGGGCGACCACCUCAAGCAGGCCAAAGCGGCGCGUGCUGGCCUUAACCUCUCCGUAGGGCGCUUCAUGCGCUGGAUGUGUGACGUUCGCGUCGGCAAAUUCAUUCACGAGUACGCUGCCGUGUACCUGACUGCCGGCCUGGAGAACUUGCUGGAGGAGAUGGUGCUGCAGUGCUUGCCUGCUGAAGAGGACGAGAUGCUCACAGCCGCUCUACUGGAGCACGCCAUCGCUAACAAUGCUGACUUGUGGGGCCUGCUGCAGCCUUAUGCUCACCUUAAUGCUGGACGCACUGCCACGGGUGCUUUGUGUCUGCCUCGCUGGGCCAGCAGUUCGAGUAUAGACCGCGCUGUGUCUGUGUCGUCGGGCGAGAGCAGCGUAGCUGCGGACGCUUGCAACACGAGCGCUGACAGCUCUGUCAGUGACAGCAGCGCCACCACCCCUCCUGCUGGCACGGUUCCCUCGAGCACAUCGAGCGCUGGAACAUCGUACGGUGCUUCCCUGCCUGCCGCUGCCGGCAUUACCAGCAGUGUCAGUUGCGCGUCUGGCAGCGGCGCUAAUGAUCAUAACUCACGAUGUUCGUCCUCCACGACCCUGACCAGUGAAGAGCACAACCGCGGCGGAAAAACGUUGGAACAGUCGCUGUUGACAACCUGCGUCGGGUCACUGGCUGAACUAAGUGACCUGCUGUACAGAGUAGCAACUCACCACCACCAGACUGUACACGGCGCCUCCUCCACGAGUGCAAGGGUCGUGGGCGCGUCUCCUGCCCAACACCCAAAUUUAGGGUCGUCCUCCUCAGGAGCGCAGUUAGGCCCGUCCAGGCCAGGCUCCUCGAUCAGCAACAGUAGUAGCGGCACUAAAAAUAUCAUAAGUUGGGGACCGUCUGCACUCCAUGCUUUAUUUUACUUCAUGCGCUGCAGUCAACUGGAACAUGCCGAACAUGCGUCCAGCAGAGCACCCAUUCAAGAAUUGGUUUACGAGCGGCCGUACAUCGCUCUGCCGCCGCUGGUGGAGUGGGUGCGGGUAGCCACCGCUCACACCGAGCACAGACACUCCACCGUCGUGGAUAAAGAUGACGUCAUGCAGGCCGCCAGACUCCUACUGCCUGGAGUGGACUGUCCUGUCAGGACCAUAGGCUACGAGGAACUCAUGUGCCCCAGACGUCAGCUCGAUGAACUGGAGUGCGCUCAGAAAUUCAAAGUAGACUUGGCCUUCAAGAUGCUGUCUUGUGGACGCACUGAGCUCCUGCCGCAUGCUCUACAGCUCCUGCCUGCCACCAAAGUGAACACCGUUAAUGAGUACGGACUCACGCCACUGAUGUUGGCCUGCAUAAGGGGAGAUGAGGCUCUCGUCAAGCUCCUACUCAACGCUAAUGCGGACGUCGAUGCAGAAACUCCACCCACGGGUCCAGCUUAUCUCAUGGCCAACCCUGAGACACAACAUUGGACUGCUCUGACGUAUGCAGCAAUACAUGGACACUACAGCCUGGCGCAAACGUUGCUUGCUAGAGGUGCCAAUGUCGAAGGCGGAGCAACUUUGUCCGAAGAGAAAUGCACUGAAACUCCGCUCCAGGUUAGCGUCGCUGCCGGGCAUGUAGACCUUGUGAACUUGCUGCUGUCCUGCGGUGCAAACCCUUACCUGUCAACUCUUAUGAAGGAUUCUUUGUGUUAUUCCGGCGCUGCGCAGCGCGGUUGUUACGCUGCCAUUGCCGUAGCGGCAGCUCACGGCCAACGAUCACUACUGCACAAGCUGCUGGCACACCCAACCCUACAGAGCGCCAGUGCAAGGGAAGUCUUAUCGCUGGAAGAAAUUCUCGCUGAGGGGGCCAGCAGCCACACUAAUGACCGCGAAAAAAGAAGUCGACCGUCAUCAACCCCUCAGAGCUCAGGAAUUAACUCAGGAAGCGUGACCAUGUCAAGCUGUGGAGGGACUUACAUCGGAGACGAUCCGAGAAUUGGAGGCAAGGGCAGUAUAAAUUCAAGCUCAUCCGAAAUCUCCCAAGGUUUGAAAUUGACCAAGCAGCAAGUGAAGACUCUGCAAGAAGCGAUGUAUCACUCGGCUGAGUCUGGGCACUUGGAAAUGACCCUUGACCUACGUAACUUAGGAGUGCCCUGGACCUUGCACUGCUGGAUGCACACGCUUGCCACGGCUCACGAGCACCGACUGGAGACAAUAAUUGAUCAGCUCUUGCAAGAUUUCCUGCAGGUCUGGCCAGAUGAUUACUCUGCUCAGUUUGUUGAUGAAUGUUUGCCUCUACUUUUCACCAUCUUCAGAUAUAGCAAAAACGAAGGAACUUCCUUGUUACUCGCCGACAUCUUCUCGUCUUGCUUCGGCAAAGAAGCGAUCAAAGAAGUUCGUGACACGUCGGUGUCUGGUGGUGCCCGCAUCGACAUUGGUUUCGUCAACAACCCGGAACUCUCGGACGUUCAAUUUAGAGUUGAAGGACGAGUUUUCUAUGCUCACAAAAUAAUUCUGGUCAAUGCGUCGCCACGCUUCAAGCAGAUGCUCAGUUCCAAGUUUUGUGAAGGCAACCCCCCAAUCGUGCAAAUUCACGAUAUCCGAUACGAUAUUUUUGAGCUGGUGAUGCAGUCGCUGUACAAAGGCGGCUGUCGCAACCUAGCCGUGGAGCAAGGCGACGUACUGGAGCUGAUGGCCGCAGCUAAUUUCUUCCAACUAGACUCGCUGCUUCGCUACUGUGAAGCAAAAUGCUCCUCGCAAGUUCAUCUUCAUAACGUCGUCUCCAUGUACAUCCAUGCCAAGGUGUACGGAGCGAUGCAGUUGCUGGAGUAUUGCCAGGGUUUCCUGCUGCAGAACAUGGUCGCCUUGCUCACGUAUGAUGAUUCUGUGCGUCGCCUCAUCUUUGGUAAGAAGCUGCACAAUCACGACGUUCUGGCCGGCCUUCUCACCACCCUGCAGAGUCGCAUCAAGGCGCGAUCCUUCCCUCGAGCUGGAAAAAACUGAAACAAGAAACUUUAUUCAAAGCGCGCAAACUUCAAGGUGAUUUUAAGAGUUGGGUCGUUGUUCCCAAACUAGUGAACUUAUAAUUUCAAAUGAUAAUUACACGAGUUUGGUGUAUAAUGACUCGACUACAAUGUCUUUUCCAACACAUAAUGAUCUAAGUUUUUCUGUUUAAUGCCCGAAACGGUUAGUUCUUCUUAACACCCAAAAUUUGAUUCGAUUCGGUAAUUUUAGUUUAUUAUUUUCGCGGCAUUCUUCCACAAAAUUUUUAUAUCCGUGAAUCAAUCAUAAUCCUAGUAUAUUGUGAUGUCAAUUUAAAAUUUAAUUCCUCGUCUUCAAGUUUCGGAAAUGGGCAGAUACGUUAUCUGUGAAGUGCAUUCUGUGACUUUAACAACUGUCGACAUUAGCGAAUUCUCCUUCCUCUCCGAUUAAAAAUUAUGAUUAAAAUUUAUUUUGGCUGACCCAAUUCUAGUUGAAUUAUUCAGGUCAAUUUGACACAUGCUCAAGUUUUCGGCUAGUCGGAGAAAGCUGGAGAAGCCAUUUUAUUCCAUAAAUAUUAUAAUUACGCAUUCAAUCAGUCAAGUUUCAUUGCGUAUGUAAAAGCCUUAUUCUUGUCUUAUUCAAAGGAUAGAAUCUGAAAAGAUGACAUACAAAUAAUUUAAACGGACGAUCAAUUUUAAGUUGAAAUAAAACGCUAGUUCAUUACAACUUAGAUGUGCAAGACAAGUAAUUCUGGGCUCAGUUAGCGGGAAAUAAAGUAAAUGCUCGCGCUUUUCUUCACCUUCUCUUCUGGCAGGCGGUAAGAAAAUUUGUCCUCCCGUUCAUUUAAAUUCAGCAGGAGUGUUGCGGUUAGGCUUGGGUAUGAUAAAGAUAAAAUAUUCGCAUUAUAAAUAAACAUUUACAGUUUCAAAUAUUAUGUGAAUUAACGCACUUGUUUAACAGUAAUCUCUGUUUAGAUGUGUAUAAUUUGUGGAUGCUAAAGUUGUCUUGCAUGUACUAGGGUAAGACAGGCCCAUAAAUCUCAAUCAUCCGAGUGUAGGCUGAUAAGUACACUUAUUUGCUCCGAGUCUGACUUUGUACAAUUUCUGAUCUUUUAUUUUAGGUGUAGGUGAGGCUCACGAACGUUAUUUCAUAGUCAAGCCAGUGCCAAAACUGACUAGCGUGUAUCUAACACCAUUUAAAUACAAAAUUGCCGAUCAAGGUUCAACUUCAAAGAGAAACUUGCGGUUUUAUUUCCAAGUUAACUUAGGAAAAACUCUGCUGCAUUGUUCAUGGAAAUAUACUGCUGGAUUGUUUCAUUAACAAGAGUAGCUACUAUUGCUUGCAGCCGGGGGAGCCGAGCCAGCUGAUUCUCAGGGUUGCGUUUGUACAUUAUAGUCUAGACGUAUACUUUUUAUGUUACCUAUUGCUUAUCGCGGCAGCGUUUGUUGGUGUUAUUGCUGUUAUUGUUGGUAACUGUUAAUUAAAUAACUUAUACCGAGAGUUGAUUCUAUUUCGUGGCAACCAAUGGAGGUUAUGCAAGUAGCGGCCUGUGUGAGCUUAACGGCAAUCAAUUCGGUAUUAUAAUGUGUAUUCUAUUAUAUAACGCGCAAGUAUGAGGUCGCUGAACAUUAUUAUUUCUGCACCUUGAUUCAAUACAAUAUAUUCGCUUUGGUACUGCAAAAUAGAUGCAUGAUCAUUAUUAUAACUGAUUUGCUCGUAUUUAUUCCAAUAAAUUAUUCGGCAAGCUGAAAUUUGGGCAAAAAAAAGUUAAAAAAUUAACAGCCAAGGCAGAAUGUUAAGUUCCUAACGUUUCCCCGUUUCUCAAUAGGAAGAAUGUCCUUCAUUUACGUUGAAACGUAAACUCAAUGGACCCAUGUGUAAAUUUUUAAGUACAGUAUAUACCUCUCGUCAUGGCCCAUGAGGGCAUUAAACUUCAUUUCAAUACAAACAAACAUAAAUCGCACUCGUCCAUGUAUGUACUCAUUUCUAAGAUGAUGAAACUAUUUUGCGAUCAACAGUCCAUCGAUUGACGAUUAUUGGUUGUACCGUUGUAGAUCGGUAUUCAGUAGAAUUCUUAAUUUUUCAACAGUUUAACCCCAUAAGUAGCUUAUACCAAUCUUCGUGCACUAGGUUUUGCACGAAAUUAUUCUGAGCCAAGAAACAAGUUGCCUGCAUACUUUCUCAGUGCGACCGCGAAGAAACGGUCUGUCGUAUACAACGUUCCGUUACUUACGGUAUAAAAAUAAUUGACCACAGUCGAGUAGGACUUACUUGAGAAAUUCGAACGUAGAACUUGACGUCUAUUUUUUGUACGUUGCCGAAACAAUUUUAACUCAAGGCUCGCUGCACUUUCAUCAACGUUGGAGUAUAUAAUGUAAACAUGGCUCAAAAUUGUAGAUUCAUUACAACUCGUGUAGGAAUUAGUUUUAUAUGUUCUCUUUAAAUGAGUUAGCGGUCGGGAAAGUAUGUAAUUAAAAUUCAUAGUAAACUCA